Molecule: messenger RNA, 873 nt
Organism: Phytophthora sojae
Lineage: Eukaryota; Oomycota; Peronosporomycetes; Peronosporales; Peronosporaceae
Exons: 4
Coding region: 1-873 (290 amino acids)
Biological process (GO): transmembrane transport
Molecular function (GO): transmembrane transporter activity
Source: RefSeq, a predicted model, not a curated record
AUGGCCGAGAACGCGGAGAAGUACUCGGUACUCAUUGACUUAACGGCCGGCACGGUCGGCGGCAUUGCCGGCGUCGUUGUGGGACAGCCUUUUGACACGGUCAAAGUGCGGCUGCAGACGUACAGCAAGUACUACAAUGGCGCUCUCGACUGCACCCGUCAGACUUGGAAGCAUGAAGGCUUUCAGGGUUUCUUCAGGGGCAUGACGUCCCCGUUGAUCGGCAGCGCUGCAACGAACGCCGUUAUGUUCGCAGUGUACGAGCGCACGCUCAAGAUGAUCGACGACAACCCGCAGAACCCGACGCUCAAGUCGGUCUUCUACGCCGGCGCAGUCGGAGGCUUCUGGCAAACGGUUCCGCUGGCCCCUGCAGAGCUCAUCAAGUGCAGACUUCAGGUGCAGGACGGACGCAGGAGCAGUCAAUACCGAGGACCGAUGGACUGCAUCCGGCACAUUUUCAAGGUCAGAGGCACGCCUGGGCUUUUCCUCGGAUUCACGUGCACGCUGUGGCGUGAGGUGCCGUCCUUCGCUGUCUACUUUUGGCUGUACGAAUACACCAAGCGCAAGAUGAUCGACGGCGGCAUCUCGCCUACUCCGUCCAUGUUGACUGCCGGCGGAGUUGCAGGUGUUGCUUCCUGGGUUGUGUCUUAUCCUUUUGACGUGAUCAAGUCUGCCAUCCAGACGCUCCCUGUGAACCACAAAUUGGGCGAGCACAAGAUCGCGUACCAGGCUCGGCAGCUCUACCGGCUCGGUGGCUGGCGAAUCUUCUUCAGCGGCCUGGGCACUGCUUGUGUGCGAGCGUUCCCCUGCAAUGCCGUCACCUUCUACGGCUACGAGAAGUCCUCCGAGAUGCUCAAGAACAUGCUGGAGGACUGA